Molecule: messenger RNA, 385 nt
Organism: Passer montanus (Eurasian tree sparrow)
Lineage: Eukaryota; Metazoa; Chordata; Aves; Passeriformes; Passeridae
Product: cleft lip and palate transmembrane protein 1 homolog
Exons: 3
Coding region: 68-385 (105 amino acids)
Source: RefSeq, a predicted model, not a curated record
CCCCGCCCCUCCGCGGGGUCACGCGGGCGCUGCCCCCGGAAGUCUCGCGAGAGGCGGCGCAGCAAAGAUGGCGGCGCCGGGGACGGAGGCGGCGGCGGGGCCGGGCCCGGGCCCGGGGCAGGUGUCCAGCAGUAACGGCGCUGCCGGUACCGGCGCCGCGCCCGAGAGCCCGCAGGGGCAGCAGCAGCAACCGGCACCGAACGCCUGGCAGGUGGUGAAAGGGGUCCUGUUCAGGAUUUUCAUCAUCUGGGCCAUCUCCAGCUGGUUCCGGAGAGCGCCGGCGCCGCAGGAGCCCAACGGCGGCGGCGGCAGUGGCCGCAGCCCCAGCAGGAACCUCUUCCCCAAGGACACCCUCAUGGUCAGCAGGGAUUGGGAUUGGGAUUAA